UAGACCACCGCACACAUGAGGAGUUGCGUUGUGCUUGUGCAAGAUUCAAGUCUCUCUGAGGUUGAUGGAGGUGCAUGCUACCGGUGCCUUUGCGUCUGAGGAAAAACAAGACCUUAAACAGUCACGCAUCCUUUACAGAGCACAAUACGAGUAAGUUAGGCAAUUCUGUGGUUGUUGACAGUGUUGUUUAUAACUGCGCACUGACCUAAACACAAGGUACUCAGCUAGCAGGCUAGCUAGUCAGCCAGCCAGCCAGCCAGAUCACGCUGCAUUAGAACUAGUGAACAAUAACCAGCUGGCGGAGAGCCUGUCCGCGAUGGACCCUCAAGACACAGCCCCGGAUUCAUGGGAACAGGCGGACGAUGCCGAAGCCCAUGCAUUGGACUCAGAACCGCAGUCUUCCUUCAGUUUUCUCAAUGUAAAUGCCCCUGAGUUUGUUCCAACCUUUUUUAUGGGAGGCCCUUCGGUAAAUCCUGUAUCUGACGUAGGAGCGGAUGCUGCUGUCAAUAAGGACGCUCCAGAAAUCAUUGCGGUGGAGAAUGGAGAGACAGACGGGGGCGCAGAGGAGACCUGGGAGGAGAAGGUGAAGCCAGACGAGGAGGAGCCAGGAGGCGGUGGAGCGCUGGGGGAGAGCGGAGGAGGAGGAAUAGGAGGUCUGGAGCUGGAGGAGGGUCAGGAGGAUCUUGAGGAGGAGGAGGAAGAGCUGCUGGUGCCCAAGCCACCUCCUCCCAAGCCAGACGCCCCUAAAAAGGAGCACGUCAACGUGGUCUUCAUCGGCCAUGUAGAUGCUGGAAAAUCAACCAUUGGCGGACAGAUCAUGUAUCUGACAGGCAUGGUGGAGAAGAGGACCUUGGAGAAAUACGAGAAAGAGGCCAAAGAGAAGAACAGAGAGACCUGGUACCUGUCCUGGGCACUGGACACCAACCAGGAGGAGCGGGACAAGGGCAAGACGGUGGAGGUGGGCCGCGCCUACUUUGAGACGGAGCAGAAGCACUUCACCAUCCUGGACGCGCCCGGCCACAAGAGCUUCGUGCCUAACAUGAUCGGCGGCGCCUCGCAAGCUGACUUGGCAGUGCUGGUGAUCUCUGGCCGGAAGGGCGAGUUUGAGACGGGCUUUGAGAAGGGAGGCCAGACGCGGGAGCACGCCAUGCUGGCCAAGACGGCUGGGGUCAAGCACCUGAUCGUACUCAUCAACAAAAUGGACGACCCCACGGUCAACUGGAGCUUGGACAGGUACGAGGAGUGCAAAGAGAAGUUAGUGCCAUUUCUGAAGAAGGUGGGCUUCAACCCCAAGAAGGACAUCCACUUCAUGCCCUGCUCAGGCCUCACAGGAGCCAACCUUAAGGAGCCCUGCACUGACCUGUGCCCCUGGUACACGGGAUUACCGUUCAUUCCUCAUCUGGACAGCUUGCCAAACUUCAACAGAUCCAUGGAUGGUCCCGUCAGAUUACCGAUCGUUGACAAAUACAAGGACAUGGGGACGGUGAUCCUGGGCAAACUGGAGUCGGGCUCCAUUAGCAAAGCACAGCAGCUCGUCAUGAUGCCAAACAGGCACACGGUAGAGGUCCUGAUGCUGCUCUCGGACGACAUUGAGACGGACGACGCCAUGCCCGGCGAGAACCUCAAACUGAGGCUCAAGGGCAUCGAGGAGGAGGAGAUCCUGCCGGGCUUCAUCCUAUGCAACGCUGAGAACCUCUGCCACACAGGGAGGACCUUUGAUGCCCAGAUCGUCAUCAUUGAACACAAAUCCAUCAUCUGCCCAGGUUACAAUGCAGUUCUCCACAUCCACACAUGCAUCGAGGAGGUGCAGAUCUCAGCCUUAAUCUGUCUGGUCGACAAGAAAUCGGGCGAGAAGAGCAAGACGCGACCACGCUUUGUGAAGCAGGAUCAGGUCUGCAUCGCCCGCCUCAAGGCAGCUGGAACCAUUUGCGUCGAGACGUUCAAAGACUUCCCCCAGAUGGGCCGCUUCACGCUGAGGGACGAAGGCAAGACUAUCGCCAUUGGCAAGGUCCUGAAGUUGGUGCCGGAGAAGGACUAAAGUGGAGUCGCUGGCUGGACUGUCUUGCUGUGCACUAUGGGAAAGCAGAGGACUGGUAUCCUAGACUACAGUCCUCGCCUCUGCAACCAUCCCCUGUUCUGCACUAUCUACCUGUUGAGGAGCAAUUCUAACACGACGAGAAAAACAACAACAUCAACAAAACGUAUAUGUUUGAGAAAAGGAACUGAUUGGCGUUUUUAAGACGUAAACAGUAAUAAGGAAAAGUAUACAGUGUGUGUCGCUUUCUCAUAUUGAGAGCUCAGCUAUGCCACUCGUGUAGCCCCAAAUAUCCUGGGUCAGCAGAUCACAACUAAUCUUUUAAAAUCAAGUAGGUGAACUGUUCUCUCUGUGUCUUUUGGAAAGGCAGGAAGAGAUUCAACAGAAUUUUAAAGAAAUUAUUCAACAACCUACCGUUACAAGUUACUACUCGAUGCACUUGAAAAAACAAAAUCAUGCUGAUAUGAAUGACACUUGUGUCCCUUCAGCUUUUCUUGCCCUGAAAUGGAUUGGACAUGACAUGGCGACACUUCCAAUGUUGUGGCCUGUGUUGACCUAAAGCUGCAGUAAAAUAAAGAAUGGACUUGUGAAAUAA
Engraulis encrasicolus (European anchovy) is the source of this 2630-nucleotide messenger RNA. It is a transcript of the gene gspt1, whose product is annotated as G1 to S phase transition 1. The transcript has 15 exons. The coding region runs from base 317 to 2038 and encodes 573 amino acids. The record is from RefSeq and is a predicted model, not a curated record. Gene Ontology annotation, cellular component: translation release factor complex. NCBI's taxonomy places the organism in Eukaryota, Metazoa, Chordata, Actinopteri, Clupeiformes, Engraulidae. Gene Ontology annotation, molecular function: translation release factor activity; GTPase activity; GTP binding. Gene Ontology annotation, biological process: translation.